This is a messenger RNA of Cucurbita maxima (winter squash), 1834 nucleotides long. RefSeq lists its product as uncharacterized. The record is from RefSeq and is a predicted model, not a curated record. Lineage: Eukaryota; Viridiplantae; Streptophyta; Magnoliopsida; Cucurbitales; Cucurbitaceae. Bases 50 to 1729 code for a protein of 559 amino acids. The transcript has a single exon.
GGGGGUCCGGAGCUCGAAGGGAGAGGGAGAGAGAGAGAGAGGUUGGGAAAUGGAGAACGGCGGCGGCGGGAACAGGGCGGAGGCUCUGCGGUGGUUGAGCAUAGCGGAGAAGCUUCUAGCGGCGCGUGACUUCUAUGGAACUAGGAGCUUUGCGAUCCGAGCUAGAGAAUCGGACCCGAUUGUGUUGGAGGCGGCGGACAGGGUUAUCGCCGUCGCCGAUACGCUGUUAGCGGCGGAGGGACGGAUCAACAAUCAGUAUGACUGGUAUAGUAUCUUGCAAAUUUCGCAGCCGACUCAGAGCAUUGAGUUAAUCGCAACUCAGUAUCGGCGACUGGCGCUUCUUCUUCACCCGGAGGCUAACAGAGUCGCUUUUGCGGAUCACGCUUUCAGGCUUGUCUCUGAUGCAUGGUGUGUGCUUUCGAAUCCCUUGAGAAAAGCCUUGUACGAUAAUGAUUAUCUUAUGUGUAGCCCCGGAACCACUGAGUCGAGUCAAAAACCUAAGUCCCCGCCGCACCAGCCUCAAUUUCCGCAGCCUGUUAAAACUAGUCCAAGGAAGGAGACUAGGAUUACGGUAGAGGAGUCUCAGCAGCAGGAACAACCGCCGCCAACUCCACCGCCGGAACGUUCAGAGCCGUCACCGUCACCGCCACCGGCGCAGCCGCAACCACAACCUCCUCAGUCGUCUCCCCAGCGGUCACAACAUCAAGAGGAUCCGCAGCAGCAGCAGCAGCAAUUUGUAAAAGAAAACCCCAAAUCCACAAACGUUAAAGUAUCUGUAGCUGAAGAGAGGCCAAAUGUCAGUGAUGUUCCCGAGUCAACUCAGGAAGCCACUCAGCAGCACAUUGACUCCAAUCGUCCCUCACGGGAAGCUGAAUCUACUCUGCCGACUGAGUCAAGCAUUCCGAGUUUCUGGACUGCUUGUCCUUACUGUUAUAAUGUCUAUGAGUACCCUAAGGGUUACGAGGAUUGUGUUCUUAGGUGCCAGAAUUGUGCCAAGGCAUUUCAAGCAGCGGUUAUUCCGUCACCACCGGUGGCUGAAAAUGCUUCUACCUUUUGUUGCUGGGGGUUUUUCCCACUUGGGGUUUCUCCGAAUGCUAGAGGGACAACGGGGUCUGUCGCCUGGUCGCCCUUUUCGUCUAUAUUCACCUGUCCUUUGCCUGGCCAAGGGGGAACAAAAUCGGGGAAAUCUAGAAAUGUUAAACCCGCCAAGAAAUCUACACCAAGAUUCUUUUGUGAAGAGGAUGAUAUUUAUGUUGAGGUUUCGGAACCGAGUGACAGUUCUGAUGAAGAAUGGGGGAGGGUGAGUAAUAAGAAGAAGAGGUCUAAGAGGGGUUUAGCUAGUAGAAAUGAUAAGAGAUCACAUUCUGAAAGCUUACAGAAAGGGAACCAAGGAAAUGUGGGGAAUGGAAAUGCUGAUGAAGUUGAGAACAUGAAUGGGUUGAUGCGGUUUGGUUUGUCAAACUCCAUAAAGGUUGAACCUAGUAAGAAGGCUGUGGCAACCGCAGGGGUCACCGGGAAGAAGCAUAAAGGGAAAGGGCCAAAGGAGCUAGGAAAGUUGGAUUUGAAUGUCGAAUUCAGCAACGAGGUGGAGGAGCCCGCCACGGGUGUAAGUGAAGGACAUGGGGUGGAUAAUAUUGAAGGAAUUGGGUUCUUUGAGGGCCUUGAUGAAUUUUUGAAUAGUCUGCCAAUACUUAAUGCUGUGGCCGAUGAUAAGGUCAAAGCUAGUUAGUAAGGCUCUUGGGUGUUAUUCUUACAGUAAGACUCUUCCUUUCUGGAUGUUGUAUUUUGAUAUUGUAGUAUAAAAAUAAUUUUAAGCUGCAAUGCGUUUUGCCCA